AUGAAUGACGAGUUAAUCAAUAGUGCGGUUACGUUCUUAAAGGAUCCACAAGUUGCUAGUUCACCUUUAACUAAAAAAGUAGAGUUUUUAGAAUCAAAAGGUUUAAAUCAACAAGAAAUCGAAGAAGCGUUGAAAAGAGCUAAUGAUAACGCCUCUCAAUCUCAAUCUGUCGGUACUACCCAAUCAUCAUCAUCAUCAUCAUCAUACGCACCACCAACUCCACAACAGGGUCCACCAAUAGAUUAUUACAACGCUCCACCACCCAUUCCAGAAAGAUCAUGGAAAGAUUAUUUUAUCAUGGCCACCGCUACUGCUGGUAUAACUUAUGGGUUUUAUCAAGUUCUCACUCGUUACGUGAUUCCAACUAUUAUUCCACCAACCCAGUCAUCCAUAGAUCAAGACAAAGAAACCAUAAAUGAAGAGUUUAUGAAGAUUGACAAGGUUUUGGAACAGUUGACCAAUGAACAACAGGAAAUCAAAACAUCUAAUGAAGCGAAAUUGGCAGAAGUCGAUACCGUUAUCGACAAUGUCAAUGAUUUCUUGAAUAAAUACAACAAAGAUAAAUUGAAAUUUGACGACGAUUUAAGGUUAAUGAAAUUGGAAAUUGAGAAUUUGAGCAAUAGCAUUGAAAAGAAUAUGAAGUUGACCAAAGAAAAUAUAAAUGAUGAAUUAGGAGAAGUCAGUCAAGAGUUGCAAUCCUUGAAGAACUUGAUCAAAGCAAGAGCCAGCUCCAAUACCCAAGCCAAUGGUGACUCCAGAAAGAUCGCACCAGUUUCGUCCAUCCCAUCUGCCUCAGAAAUAUUGAAGAGAGCUAGAGCUAAGAACAAUGAAAGUUCUACCACUCCAGAACCAGUGACUAUAACAGACACGACCAAGAAAUCACCUGCAGUAGAAACUGAAGAUGCCAAACGCAGUGAAAACACAAGCGAAGGAGGAGUUACCGCAGCUGGUAUCCCAUUGUGGCAAUUACAAGCUAAAGAGAAAGAAGAACAAGAGGAAAAGAAUGUAAAGAACGACGUUCAAGAAGAAUCGGGUAUUCCAUCUUGGCAACAAUCAACAGCUGCAGAUGCGCAGAAGUCAGAAGAAGAAAUCAAAGAAAAGAUUAAGAGUGUUGGCGUUCCAUCCUGGCAAUUGAACUCAAAUAAUUCAUCUGCUAAUACUGGAAUUCCAUCAUGGCAACAAGCUGCUUCAUCAUCACCACCAAACGCUUCUUCCACCUCAUCAUCUUCUUAG
Messenger RNA from Candida tropicalis MYA-3404, 1233 nucleotides. RefSeq names its product Pex14p (gene PEX14). NCBI's taxonomy places the organism in Eukaryota, Fungi, Ascomycota, Pichiomycetes, Serinales, Debaryomycetaceae. Bases 1 to 1233 code for a protein of 410 amino acids. Gene Ontology annotation, molecular function: signaling receptor binding. Gene Ontology annotation, cellular component: peroxisomal membrane; peroxisomal importomer complex. The record is from RefSeq and is a predicted model, not a curated record. Gene Ontology annotation, biological process: protein import into peroxisome matrix, docking. The transcript has a single exon.